Messenger RNA from Antechinus flavipes (yellow-footed antechinus), 951 nucleotides. RefSeq names its product olfactory receptor 2K2-like. The coding region runs from base 7 to 951 and encodes 314 amino acids. The transcript has a single exon. Gene Ontology annotation, cellular component: membrane. Lineage: Eukaryota; Metazoa; Chordata; Mammalia; Dasyuromorphia; Dasyuridae. Gene Ontology annotation, biological process: G protein-coupled receptor signaling pathway. The record is from RefSeq and is a predicted model, not a curated record. Gene Ontology annotation, molecular function: olfactory receptor activity; G protein-coupled receptor activity.
AAAAACAUGAUAGAAGGAGAAAAUCACACCAUUUGGACCUAUUUUAUUUUGGAGGGAUUUUCUAAGUAUCCAAAAUUAGAGAUGGUUCUUUUUGCAUUCAGUCUUGUAAUGUACCUGAUUAUACUGCUUGGGAAUAGCACUCUUAUUGUAAUCAGCAUCCUGGAUUUUCACCUUCACACCCCCAUGUAUUUCUUCCUAGGGAACCUUUCCUUCAUGGACAUCUGUUAUACAUCCUCCUCCAUUCCAACUUUACUGGUUAACUUGUUGGCCACAGAAAAAACGAUCAUCUUCUCGGGGUGUGUUCUGCAAAUGUAUCUCUCUCUUGCCAUGGGGUCCACAGAGUGUGUCCUCUUGGCUGUGAUGGCAUAUGACCGGUAUGUGGCCAUCUGUAACCCUUUGCGGUACUCUAUUGUCAUGAAUCAAAGGAUCUGUGUGCAAAUGGCAGCUGGAUCGUGGAUAACUGGUUGCCUCACAGCUCUCCUAGAAACAAGUUCUGCUCUACGAGUGCCUCUUUGUGGGAAUGUGAUUGAUCAUUUCACUUGUGAAAUUCUUGCCAUGCUGAAAUUGGCCUGUAGCAGUUCCUUGUUCAUGGACAUGAUUAUGCUAGUGGUUGGUGUGCUUCUCCUUCCCAUUCCCAUGCUCUUAAUUUGUAUUUCCUAUUUUUUCAUUCUUUCUUCCAUUUGGAGAAUUAACUCAGCUGAGGGAAGAAACAAAGCUUUUUCUACUUGUGGAGCCCACUUGACAGUGGUGAUUUUGUUCUAUGGGGCUGCCCUGUCCAUGUAUCUCAAGCCCCCAACAACAAGUUCUCAAGAAACAGACAAAGUCAUUUUCUUAAUUUAUGGGGUGCUAACGCCCAUGCUAAAUCCCAUCAUCUACAGUCUGAGGAACAAGGAAGUCAAAGAGGCUGCAAAAAAACUAUUUAAGAGAAAUUCUCCUUUGUCACAAAUAUAA